AAACUCUCGUUUAUUUAAACAAAAAGUUAAUAAUUAUGUUGUUUUUAUAAAUGCUAGUCAUGUUAGAGAAGAUAUAUUUUAUAUUAUUACUUUUUGUUAUAAUAACCAAAUGCGUUAAAACUGAAAUAUUAGAUGAUUGUAAUUUAGCUACAGAUUUGAUAAAAGAAAUACAAUCCUACAGACCUACCGUGAACAGAAUCAUAGAUUCCGUCACAAAGGGGAAACACAAAGGAAAAGUUUAUAAUGAAUUGGUUGAUUUUGUGGAUAAAUUUGGUGCCAGAGUAUCGGGAACGAAGAAUUUGGAGGAUUCUAUUGAUUAUCUAAUUGAAUUAAUGAAAAACAAUGGUAUAAAUAAUAUUCGGGGAGAGAAUGUGACUGUACCGCAUUGGAUAAGAGGAGAAGAAUAUGCACAAUUGCUAGAACCGCGAAGAACAAAAAUUGGCGUUUUGGGUUUAGGUUCGACAGUUCCAACCCCUCCAGAAGGAUUGCAAGCUGAGGUUUUAGUUGUAAGAUCUUUUGAAGAAUUGAAUCAACCAAAUGUUUCCGCUGCGGUUAGAGGUAAAAUAGUGGUAUUCAACUAUCAAUUUGAGCGUUAUGGUAAAUCUGUGCAGUACAGAAGUUCAGGAGCAGCAGAAGCAUCAAAGCAUGGAGCAGUUGCGGUUCUUGUCAAAUCUGUGGCACCAUUUUCUAUGUACACGCUUCAUACUGGGUAUCAAAGGCAUCAAACGGGUGUCAAAAAAAUACCAGCUGCAUCCAUUACUAUCGAAGAUGCAAAUAUGUUUCAAAGAUAUCAGGAUAGGGGACAAAAAAUAAUAUUGAAAUUAAAUAUAAAUUCUGAAACUCUACCAGAUGCAAUAUCAAGGAAUGUUAUAGCAGAAAUAAGGGGAUCUCAAAAGCCGAAUAAAAUUGUUGUCGUUUCGGGUCAUUCUGACAGUUGGGAUGUUGGUGUUGGAGCUAUGGAUGACGGUGGUGGUGCCUUUAUUUCUUGGUAUUCGCUUGCAUUACUUAAUGAUCUUGGAUUGAAGCCAAAGAGAACCAUCAGGUUAAUUCUAUGGGCGGCUGAAGAACCAGGUUUUAUAGGAGCACAAGCUUACGAUAAGGUGCAUAAAAAUGAACUGAGUGACUUUACUUUUGUUAUGGAGGCUGAUGAAGGAACUUUCACUCCCUUGGGGAUAGAAUAUACUGCUGGUAAAAAAGGAGGCUGUGUAUUAAAAGAAAUUGUCAAGUUAUUAGCACCCAUAAAUGCUACUAAAGUUCAAUAUUCGAAUUCAGUCGGAUCAGAUAUCGCUAUGUGGGCUCAAAAAAUACCAAUAGCGGGAUUAUUAAACGAUAAUAGACAUUAUUUUUGGUACCACCAUUCAGCGGCAGAUACUAUUGACAUUUUAGAUUCUGAUACUCUUGAUAAAGCUACUGCGGUUUGGGCUGUUGUAGCAUACGUAGUAGCAGAUUUACGUGAUGAGUUUCCUAGAGAAUUUGAAGAUAUUUCGAAGCUGACUAGUGUUAGUUUAUUAAAUAAAUUAAAGGAUGCUCAGCAAAAACAUAAUUGAGGCUAGGAAAUUCGUAUGGUGCAUUAAAUAGUUUCAAGUAGUUCUCAUUGUUAAAACUUUAUUUUUUUAUUUGUUUCAAGGUAACAAUUUUUUAAUAUUUGAUUAUGGUAAAUUUGGUGUUUGUUAUUAGUUGACAUUACCAAUAAAAAAUUGUUUUCUAUGACAUCAUAUCAUGA
Molecule: messenger RNA, 1723 nt
Organism: Diorhabda carinulata
Lineage: Eukaryota; Metazoa; Arthropoda; Insecta; Coleoptera; Chrysomelidae
Product: carboxypeptidase Q-like
Exons: 6
Coding region: 51-1547 (498 amino acids)
Biological process (GO): peptide catabolic process; proteolysis
Molecular function (GO): metallodipeptidase activity
Source: RefSeq, a predicted model, not a curated record